AUGAAGUGCUUCUUAUUCUACGUUGGAGAAAAAAAGGAUGAACCGAAGAGCACAAUUACAACAUUUACUGAUGGUGAAAUGAAGAGAUCUGGAUCUGAGUUAGAUUCCCAGAAUAUCUCUGAUGCGAGCACAGAGUCCAUGAGGAGGAACCAAUAUCCUAGUUUCUCUCAGAGACCCAGCAACCUCAGAGUAUUCACAGUUUCUGAGCUGAAAUCUGCCACGAAGAACUUCAGCCGCUCUGUCAUGGUUGGAGAAGGUGGGUUUGGGUGUGUCUAUAAAGGGGUGAUUAAGAGUGCAGAAGAUCCAUCUCAAAAACUUGAAGUUGCAGGGCACAAGGAAUGGGUGACCGAAGUUAAUGUUCUUGGGGUGGUUGAGCAUCCAAACCUUGUCAAACUAGUGGGCUACUGUGCUGAGGAUGAUGAGCGAGGAAUCCAGAGACUUCUAAUUUAUGAAUACAUGCCUAAUGGAAGUGUAGAGAACCAUUUAUCCAGUCGUUCAGAUCCUCUUCCAUGGGCCAUGAGAUUGAAAAUAGCACAAGAUGCUGCUCGUGGCCUGGCAUAUUUACAUGAAGAAAUGGAUUUUCAGAUCAUUUUCAGGGAUUUUAAAUCUUCAAAUAUCCUUCUGGAUGAGCAGUGGAAUGCAAAGCUGUCAGACUUUGGAAUGGCUAGGUUGGGCCCGUCAGAAGGAUUAACCCACGUCUCAACAGCGGUUGUUGGAACCAUGGGAUACGCAGCACCAGAGUAUAUCCAGACCGGACGUCUAACAGCUAAGAAUGACGUGUGGAGCUAUGGGGUCUUCCUUUAUGAACUCAUCACAGGUAGGCGUCCUCUAGAUCGAAACCGCCCUAAGAGUGAGCAGAAGCUCUUAGAAUGGGUGAAGCCAUACCUUUCCGACUUGAAGAAGUUCCGCCUAAUAAUAGACCCUAGGCUUGAAGCUAAAUACCCCCCUCAAGUCAGUUCAAAAGCUUGCAAUUGUAGCCAACAGAUGCUUGGUCAGACUCCCCAGAAUCGUCCAAAGAUGAGUGAGGUAUUGGAAAUGGUAAAUCAAAUUAUAGAGGCUCCACCAUCAGGCCAAAAUAAAAUUAGGGACAUAUCAUCAGGCCAAAAGAAAAUUAGGGAGGUACCAUCAAGCCAAAAGAAAAUUAGGGAGGCGCCAUCAAGCCAAAGGAAAAAUAUGGAGGCACCAACAGGAACAGCAAGUCCGCAACUGCCCCUGAGGAAUUUGGCACCGAUACAAACUUCCCGGGAUGUUGAAACAGUGAACAAAAGAAGAAAUUCAGAUUUAAGGAGAGGAGAAACUGGCUGGUUGUCUCGUGUGUGGACACCGAAACUUUUGAGGACAUGCUGA
Messenger RNA from Prunus armeniaca (apricot), 1347 nucleotides. The record is from the annotation of a GenBank genome assembly. Lineage: Eukaryota; Viridiplantae; Streptophyta; Magnoliopsida; Rosales; Rosaceae.